GGACUGGCGCCUUCAUUUUUGCGGUAACAAGUAAAUUUCUCCCCACUGAAUUCUCCUUCCCUUCCCUUCCCUUCCCUUCCAUUCCCUGCUGAAAUGUAAAUAUUCUCUACUCCUGGUCUGCGUUGAACUAGAAAACCCCAAAAAGAAACAAUGAAAGACGGAGCAGAUAUUGGGCAAAAGGGGAAACUGGCCUCCAAAAAAGCCAUAUCUUAUUCCCAUUUUAGUGUCGUCCUCCUGCUCUGUACCCUCAGACUAAAGAGAUACCCCCCAAUUUAUUCUUCUUCCUUUUCUCCUGUGGUGAUUUCUUCCCUUUGAUCACGGCGUCUCCUCCCGUGGCCGGCCCAAGCAAUCCUCUCCUUCGCAAGCAGGUGACUAGCUAAUUGCGGGACGCUAAGCUAUUGUUCUACAAUUGACUUGGAGUUUCAUCCCAUCGAUUUUAAUUUUUCUUAGGGUUUCAUCUUGACUUGGAGUUUGGAUCGAACAGCUAAUUGAUUUUGUGGACAGAGAUUGAUCGGAUGGUGAGGGGGAAAGUGGAGCUUCGGAGGAUCGAGAACGCGGCGAGCCGGCAGGUGACCUUCUCCAAGCGGAGGAGCGGGCUGAUGAAGAAAGCUCACGAGCUGUCCGUACUGUGCGAUGCCGAAAUCGCAGUCAUCGUCUUCUCCCAGCGAGGGAGGCUCUCCGAGUUCUCCAACCACGAAAUGCAGAAGACGAUCUCAAGGUACCAAAAGUAUGCAGCAGUGGGAGUGGACAAGCUGAAGGAUACAGAUUAUCACAGCUUUCAGCAACUGAAGCAAGAAUCCGCUUCUAUGGCCAAGAAGAUUGAGCAGCUUGAGGCCUCCAGAAGGAAGCUUUUGGGAGAACAAUUGGGGUCGUGCUCCCUGGAAGAGAUCCGAAACAUAAGCGAGCAGUUGGAGAGAAGCUUAGCAAACAUUCGACUCAGAAAAGAUGAGAUGUUCAUGGAGCAGAUGAAGCAACUAAGGUUACAGGAAAGGGAGUUGCUACAACAGAAGGAAACUUUAUGUGAAAAGUGUAGUGGGAAUCCACGGGAACCGUCGAGACGAGCUGGGACAGAAAACGAGGUGGCGGCAGCGGCAGCGGCGGGAAGCAGCGUGGGACUGAGCAAUGAAAGUUCGACGGUGGAGACGACAUUGUCCAUCGGACUCCCCACAGCACCACGUUGGGACUUAAAUUAGAUUUCCACUACAUACGGUAGUUUAGUUACGAGUUACCAUCACUCAUAUACUGGAUGAGUAGAUCAUUAAUAAGGGACGGCGCUCCCCGGGAAAGUAAAUUGUAACAGGCCAAUAUGGCCGGCGGACGGCGGCUGGAGAAUACAAAGCAGAAAGAAAUUGUAUACACCAGUGAUCCGUUGUAGGGAUGGCAAAUUACCCACCCAUGGAUAAUUAUACCCAAACCCAAGUAGACCUAUUGAUAAUGGGUUGGGUAUGGGUGAAGUGCAUAUAGAUUUGGGGGUUUAUAAAUAGAGUUGUUAAUC
Linum trigynum is the source of this 1495-nucleotide messenger RNA. The record is from the annotation of a GenBank genome assembly. NCBI's taxonomy places the organism in Eukaryota, Viridiplantae, Streptophyta, Magnoliopsida, Malpighiales, Linaceae.